AUGGCCCUUGCAGACAAAUCCGAGGAAACCCAGGUGGCUGAUAUUGCUGUGAAGGCGGUCGAGGAGCCUGCCGAGGUCAUCAAGGCAGUGAUGGUAGAGACAAAAGAGGCUAAAAGGGAGCAACCCGAAGCAGAGGAGGAGGAGGAGAAGGUCAAAGUAACCCAAGAGGCCAAAACUCUGGGUGCAUUUAUACAGAAGAAUUCUUCCUUCAAGGAGGAGAGCAACUUCCUCUCUGACUUAAAAUAUAGCGAGAAAAAGGCCUUGAUGGAGCUGGGAGGAAAGGUUGAAGAGGCCAUCCUCAAGAGCAAGCUCUUCAAGAAGGAGGAGAGGCAGGAAAAGCGGCAAGAAGAUAAAAAAGAGAGACGUCAACCUGAUGGAGAAGGUGAAGAGGAUAACUCGGCUGCCGAGGAGAAGGCCGCAGAGGCCGUGGACAAAGACAUCUCCCUAUGGGGAGUGCCACUUCUGCCAAGCAAGUGCCCGGAGGGAAGCAAUGUAGUCCUCCUAAAGUUUCUCCGAGCUCGGGAAUUCAAAGUAAAGGAAGCAUUUGAGAUGCUCCAGAACACACUCCAGUGGAGGAAGGAAUCGAGAAUUGAUUCAAUCCUCAAUGAAGAUUCCUUGGGUGCAGAUUUUACUAAUGCAUGCUACAUGGAUGGCGUCGAUCGCGAGGGACGUGCAGUUUGA
Molecule: messenger RNA, 681 nt
Organism: Phoenix dactylifera (date palm)
Lineage: Eukaryota; Viridiplantae; Streptophyta; Magnoliopsida; Arecales; Arecaceae
Source: RefSeq, a predicted model, not a curated record